AUGGCAGACGAAAUGAGCGACGACUCUGAGAAUGAUGCAGAAUUUUUGGAAUACAAACUCUGCUCUUUCCAGAGUGACUUCCAAUUGGACAAAAUACGAAAUAUUGUUCUCUGUACACGUAAUCGUCUUCUUGUCAUUCAUUAUGGAGACGGCAAACUAUCUAUUGUCCGAGCCGGUAAUUACGACCAGGAACUGAAGGCCGAAAGUGAUGUGAGAGAAAUCUACUAUCAUGAUGAUGAUAAUUCUCUGACAACUCUGUGUCUGUUACACAACAAUGGAAACUUGUCAGUCUACGCCCUUGAAGACAAUCUGCGUUGUAUUGCAUCCUGGAAUGAAUUGGCACUAUCUACAGUUCUAUUGAUAAACUAUAAAAAAAUGAAUCGAUCUAUCAAUCCUUUCAUUUUUAUUAAAUCUUUUUACAUCCUUUUUUUUUCUUUUCUUUCUUUCCUUCUUUCUUUCUUUCCUUCUUUCUUUCUUUCCUUCUUUCUUUCUUUCCUUCUUUCUUUCUUUCCUUCUUUCUUUCUUUCCUUCUUUCUUUCUUUCCUUCUUUCUUUCUUUCCUUCUUUCUUUCUUUCCUUCUUUCUUUCUUUCCUUCUUUCUUUCUUUCCUUCUUUCUUUCUUUCCUUCUUUCCUUCUUUCCUUCUUUCCUUCUUUCCUUCUUUCCUUCUUUCUUUCUUUCCUUCUUUCUUUCCUCCCUCCCUUUUUUUGAUUUGCUUCAACUGA
This is a messenger RNA of Acanthosepion pharaonis, 723 nucleotides long. The record is from the annotation of a GenBank genome assembly. NCBI's taxonomy places the organism in Eukaryota, Metazoa, Mollusca, Cephalopoda, Sepiida, Sepiidae.